AUGGCUGACCAGGAGGAGGACAAGGAGGAGAGAGCAGAGCACCCAAGGCAUACUGGAGAGCUUUCUGCUUCUUCGACAUUACCAUCUAUGCUAAUGAAUGACAUACCAAACUCAUCAUCCACACUGAUCGAAGAAUCUAUGCGACUUUUGGGAUUGAAAUCAUCAGUACCACCAACGUUAUCUGCAGAAGUAUUGGAUCCAGAUCCACCUCUCGGACCUCGAAAUGGAUUAUCGUCAAACUACGGUCAAAUGGGGAUUCCAAAAGCACCACCAAGAUUUCCUAGAAUUGACUUCGAUGAUAGGUUGGAUGAUCUCAACGACGAUAAGAAACAACCAUGGAAAAAGUGGCAAGAAAGCGUAAAAAAAUCUUAUCAUAAGGCCAAAAGAUCCGUUGAAAUGACUAGGGAUGAAACACAGUUCCUUGAAUCUAUUCUAUCUCGAUCGAGAAAAAGCAGAGCUGAUAGCCCGUUCAGGCGUCUCGGCACGAGAAGCGGUUUUAUUCCCAGCGUUAGGUCACAAGAUAGUCUUUCGAUGCCUUCGUUAGCUGAUCGGUCCCUCUUCGUUUCGUCUUCGAUGAGUCGUGUUUUUGCAGGAGGAUCGGGGCCAUACGCUGCACCAGCAGUCUCAUCUUCUCAAGGAAGCGAAUCGCAGUAUGAGAAGAGAGCGAGAGAUGUUGAAGCUAUGUUGUUGAAAACCUCACCUCUUGCUCCCAAACUAAUUACCGCGAAAGAGUUCCGCAACGCUCUUGUUCCUGCAGCCGGAACAGCAUCAGAUCGGGACGACUAUGAUUUCUCCAGAUAUUGUCCAAAACCCUACUAUUCGCGGCCGAAUCGCGAUGAUCCCGACUAUUUUGACUUCGAUCUCCAGCAUUCCGUAGAUUUGUUCAAGCGUCCAGAAGGAAAAUACACACCAAGGGGACCACAAGAAUGGGAACAGAAGUUGCUACAUGAAGUGAACGCAAAAGGAUCAGUUCCAGUAUCUGGAUACAUGUUCACGAAGGGGGAUCCAGAUUGGCGUACUAGUGGAUCGUCAUAUUUGAGUGCAGCCCUACGCACACCAAAGUUCUGGGAGCAAAGAUUUGAAAACAUGGGAAAGCAAGUGAGAGACAGUAAUCCGAUAAGUAUUGACAGUAUCAACAGAAAUCGGCCAGUAGCAAGUCGAUUUACAGAAUAUGUUGAUCCAGACUUUGAAGACUAUGAGGAUCCAAGACUCGAUGAUUAG
This is a messenger RNA of Necator americanus (New World hookworm), 1221 nucleotides long. RefSeq lists its product as uncharacterized. The record is from RefSeq and is a predicted model, not a curated record. Bases 1 to 1221 code for a protein of 406 amino acids. The transcript is spliced from 11 exons. Lineage: Eukaryota; Metazoa; Nematoda; Chromadorea; Rhabditida; Ancylostomatidae.